AUGGGUUGCUGUUCAUCUACCAAUGCCAAUGAAACACUUAAUGGAUAUUACGCCGCCACUGCCCAGCAAAGACAAGGAUCUAAACGCAGUUACUCCAGCCGCAUUAGCACUGGCUCCAGUUCAGGAGUAUCGAGUGCAUGCACAUCACCCUCCCGGCGCAGUAUUCUAAGCCGCAGCAGCAGUACCAACUCCUCACCCAAUGGCCCUAAGGCCAAGACCAAGAAUUUCACAUUGACCCACAAGGAUAUACCCAGCAAAGCUUUGGAAAUGUUAUCGAUUUGUGAUGAUUUCGGUGAAGUUGGUCGCCUGCAAAAUAAAUCCUAUGGUUAUUACUCCGAAUCUAGUUCUCCAUCAUCAUCGCCCUCGAAAAAUUGCCUAAGACGUACCCAGGAUACCAGCAGUUUGACAUCGGAAGAACCUGACGUGGCCGUGACACCCACUCCCAGUGAUUUGGAAAUGGAAAUGUACAUGAUGUCCCAUUCGCAAGGAUUAAUGCCCAAGACUUCAUCGCCCAUCUUUCAGCGUCGUGAUGUUACCUAUGAUGCCGUGGCUCAGGCCUCACCACCUUCUCAAUCCUAUCAAAAAUGGUCCAACUAUCUGCAAUCCACUCCAGCCUAUAUGUUACACAAUGUCACCAACAUUCCCGAAGCCAUUGCUGGCCACUUCAGUCCCAUGGAUUUCCCCGGAUUCACCGAUUUGGAAGAUAUGGAAAGUGCCGCAAAGAGAUUCAAAGCUGAUAUCCACAAGUCAGUGGCCUAUGAAAGUGCCGAAGAAGAUGAGGUAUUUUAUCAAAAACAAAUACCCAGACCUUCUAAUCUAACACACACCAUUUCAACGGAACUGUAA
Musca vetustissima is the source of this 846-nucleotide messenger RNA. RefSeq lists its product as uncharacterized. The coding region runs from base 1 to 846 and encodes 281 amino acids. The transcript has a single exon. NCBI's taxonomy places the organism in Eukaryota, Metazoa, Arthropoda, Insecta, Diptera, Muscidae. The record is from RefSeq and is a predicted model, not a curated record.